GGCGGGCUGCCGGGAUGAUCCGGUUCCGGAGCUCCAGCAUCAGGUCGCUGAGCGCGGAGAUGAAAUGCACCGUGCGGCUGCUGGACGACUCGGAGAUCUCCUGCCACAUCCAGAGGGAAACCAAGGGUCAGUUUCUCAUCGAUCACAUCUGCAACUAUUACAGCUUGCUGGAAAAAGACUAUUUUGGCAUUCGAUAUGUUGACCCUGAGAAGCAGAGGCACUGGCUUGAGCCCAACAAGUCCAUCUUCAAGCAAAUGAAAUCUCAUCCACCAUAUACCAUGUGCUUUAGAGUGAAAUUCUAUCCACAUGAACCCUUGAAGAUUAAAGAAGAACUCACCAGAUACCUCUUAUAUCUACAAAUAAAAAGGGACAUUUUCCAUGGCCGUUUGCUGUGCUCCUUUUCUGAUGCUGCCUACUUGGGUGCCUGUAUAGUCCAAGCUGAGCUUGGUGAUUAUGAUCCUGAUGAACACCCAGAGAAUUACAUCAGCGACUUUAAGAUUUUUCCGAAGCAGUCACAAAAGCUUGAGAAGAAAAUCGCUGAAAUGCAUAAAAAUGAAUUCAGAGGUCAGAGUCCAGCUGUUGCUGAAUUUAACUUGCUUCUUAAAGCAAAUUCUUUGGAAACUUAUGGUGUUGAUCCUCAUCCUUGCAAGGACUCAUUCGGGACAACUACAUUUUUAGGAUUCACAGCUGCAGGAUUUGUAGUUUUCCAGGGUAAUAAAAGAAUUCAUUUAUUAAAAUGGUGUGAUGUCUAUAAGCUGAAAUUUGAAGGGAAGACAUUUUAUGUGUUUGGAGCUCAGAAAGAGAAGAAGGCUGUGCUGGCAUUCCAUACCUCUACACCAGCAGCCUGCAAGCAUCUUUGGAAGUGUGGGGUGGAGAACCAGGCUUUUUACAAGUAUGCAAAAUCCAGUCAGAUCAAGACAAUGUCCAGCAGCAAGAUAUUUUUUAAAGGCAGUAGAUUUCGAUAUAGUGGAAAAGUAGCCAAAGAAGUUGUGGAGGCAAGCUCUAAAAUCCAGAGGGAACCUCCUGAAGUUCACAGAACGAGCAUCACCCAGAGUCGCAGCUCUCCAUCCUUGAACAAGCAACUCAUAAUCAACAUGGAACCUCUGCAGCCUCUCCUUCCUUCUCCCAGUGAGGAGGAAGAGGUUCCUUCCGAUGAAGGUAUCCAGCUGCCAAAGGAAGAGGAGAUUUCAGUACCUGUGACUUCAAGCUCUCCAGUAAAGGAUACUGGGAAGGAUGUUGAUCUUGCCAUUGAACAGGAAGAGAAGAUGAAAGAGGAACCCUUAACCAUCUCAGAGCUGGUGUACAAUCCAAGUGCCAGCUUGCUGCCCACACCGGUUGAUGAUGAGAUUGAUAUGCUCUUUGAUACCUGCCCAAGAGCAGAGAAUGAGAAAGAUGAUACCGAUUCAUUUGAGGAACUUGAAGCAGAUGAAAAUGCAUUUUUAAUUGCAGAGGAGGAAGAACUGAAAGAAGCUCGGAGGGCCCUGAGGUGGAGCUAUGACUUUCUGAUGGGCAACAUAGAGGUGAAUGCUUUUGUGAAGAGUUUCUCCAGACUUUUUCUUGUAGGCCUUGGACUAUUGUUGUUUGUGUUCCCCCUUUUCCUUGUGCUCUUGGAGUCGGACCUUCAAAUCUCUUUCCUUCACGAAAUCCGCCAGACGCCGGAGUUUCAGCAGUUUCAUAUUGAAUAUUACUGCCCCCUUAGGCAGUGGAUGGCUUGCAAAAUAAACUUCAUUCGUGACAUUCUGGGCAGCUUUUAAAUUUUACAUUAAUAUAGUACAACUAAGGGCUAUAUUCAAAAUUUCAGUUAGUGACAGCUUUCCAUAAUGCCCCUGGGCCCAUCUGUUGGCAGCUGCCUUCAUAUCCUCAUUUAGUGUUUUCAUUACAGACUCGUCAGGUUCUUAAGUUCCCUUUACAUACUUAAUUGCCAUUUUAGUUACCAGCUUAUCCAGUCACCUCUCAAUAACCAAAAAGAAGCUUUAUUUAAUUACAUUUCAGACUUCUAUCUCAUUUAUUACAUUAUAUAAGAGAGGGUCACAAUAAGUUUCAUUGUCCUUAACCUUUCAAUCAUGACACUAAAACUGAUGAUAUUGAAAGAAAACCUUUUUGAAUAUACUCCUUAGUGAAACUAUCUCUUCUAACCAAUGCCUAUACAAGCAAUGUUUAUGCUGAUUUUUUGGUUUUUGUUUGUUUUUCUGUUUGUUUGUUUUUUAUAUUUUUAUGUGUUUAAGAUAUUUUGGUAAAUUUUUAGUAAAAGACAACUUAUGAUGUUAUUUAAAUGUACACAUUGGUAAGAAUAAUGUAGAGGGGCAUGCAGGGUGUUUUUAGUGUUUUACCAAUUAUUUGUUUUUAAACUAUGGCUGGAGAAUGAAUUUAAUGUAGCUCUACACAAAGGGACUGUGUUUGGGAAACAGAAAGUUCACUCAAGUUCUGUAGGGGCUGCCUGGGCAAGGUGAAAUGACAGCAAGUAUGCAAAAGAAUUUCUGAAAGGCACAGUUCUAAAGCUUGGGGAAGUGGGCAGAACUGAAAUGAUCCUUCUUCUUAUCUGUCAGGUUGUCUUCCGCUUUAUCAGUUCUGUAGAAAGUCCUUACAAGAGAGUCGAAGUACGUUUAGAGAAAGAUUGAGUCUUCAGUCUAAAUGUAGAUUAUUGUACAUAACGGAAGACAAUAAUAAUAAGUAGCAAAAAAAAAAAAAAAAAAAAAAGAAAAAAA
Molecule: messenger RNA, 2705 nt
Organism: Melospiza melodia melodia
Lineage: Eukaryota; Metazoa; Chordata; Aves; Passeriformes; Passerellidae
Gene: FRMD3
Product: FERM domain containing 3
Exons: 14
Coding region: 15-1754 (579 amino acids)
Cellular component (GO): cytoskeleton
Molecular function (GO): cytoskeletal protein binding
Source: RefSeq, a predicted model, not a curated record